Messenger RNA from Rhineura floridana, 1158 nucleotides. RefSeq names its product serine/threonine-protein phosphatase 2A 55 kDa regulatory subunit B alpha isoform-like. Lineage: Eukaryota; Metazoa; Chordata; Lepidosauria; Squamata; Rhineuridae. The transcript has 2 exons. Gene Ontology annotation, molecular function: protein binding; protein phosphatase regulator activity. Gene Ontology annotation, cellular component: cytosol; protein phosphatase type 2A complex. Gene Ontology annotation, biological process: peptidyl-serine dephosphorylation. The record is from RefSeq and is a predicted model, not a curated record. Bases 208 to 1158 code for a protein of 316 amino acids.
CUUAGAGAGAACGGGGGGGGGGGCUGGGUAAGGAGAGGAAGCCAAGAGCCGGGGAAGCCCUGUAAGGGAAGCCGCCUUACCCUGCCCCCCCCCCGGACGCGAUCCGCUGCCAGCUGUCCUCCACGCUCUAUUUUAGCUCGGCGCGGGGGUAGUAGCGGGAAGCCGAGAGGCCGCUUCAGCCAACCGGGCCACCAUUGGGAGCCCAACAUGGCAGGAGCCGGAGGUGGCGGGAAUGACAUUCAGUGGUGUUUUUCUCAGGUGAAAGGGGCUGUGGAUGACGAUGUAGCGGAAGCGGACAUAAUUUCUACAGUAGAGUUUAAUCAUUCUGGAGAAUUGCUUGCAACGGGAGACAAAGGUGGUAGAGUUGUUAUCUUUCAACAAGAGCAGGAGAACAAAACACAAUCUCACAGCAGAGGAGAAUACAAUGUUUACAGUACCUUUCAAAGCCAUAAACCAGAGUUUGACUACUUGAAAAGUUUAGAAAUUGAAGAAAAGAUCAACAAAAUUAGGUGGUUACCCCAGAAAAAUGCUGCUCAGUUUUUAUUGUCUACAAAUGAUAAAACAAUAAAACUAUGGAAAAUCAGUGAACGGGAUAAAAGACCAGAGGGCUAUAACUUGAAAGAAGAAGAUGGGCGGUAUAGGGACCCUACUACAGUGACAUUACGGGUACCAGUAUUCAGGCCCAUGGAUCUCAUGGUGGAAGCCAGUCCGCGAAGGAUAUUUGCCAAUGCUCACACAUAUCACAUCAACUCUAUCUCCAUCAAUAGUGAUUAUGAAACAUACCUGUCUGCAGAUGACCUAUGGCACCUGGAAAUUACGGACAGAAGUUUUAAUAUUGUAGAUAUUAAGCCUGCCAACAUGGAACUGACAGAGGUAAUAACAGCAGCAGAAUUCCAUCCGAACAGCUGUAACACAUUCGUAUACAGCAGCAGUAAAGGAACAAUCCGUCUCUGUGACAUGAGGGCAUCAGCACUCUGUGACAGGCAUUCAAAAUUGUUUGAAGAGCCAGAAGACCCUAGCAACCGAUCUUUUUUCUCCGAAAUCAUCUCUUCCAUAUCUGAUGUCAAAUUCAGCCAUAGUGGUCGAUAUAUGAUGACUAGAGAUUAUCUGUCCGUGAAAAUUUGGGAUAUGCAUGGCAUUGAGAAACCCUGCGAUUAG